UCCAAUGUCCAGUCCAAAUUAGGCCAUUCAUAGGCGUCUUUUAAAAGCCAGACUUUUGCAGCGGGACCAGGAUUGUACAAUGGGGGCAGGAAAAACGGGUCGACCCCGCGUUGAGUUUUUAUGAGCGCGUGGCGCGAGAGAGGCGAGAUCCGCUGGACUGGGAGGCAGCCUAAGCAGAAGACACGUGUUAGGCUCUACUAAAGUGAAGAAGGUUCCUCUCCCGACGUGUAUCGGAGACGCGAAAGUUUCAUCGGAGACGCGAAAGUUUCAUCGGAGACAAACCGCCCUUGGGCCGGAAGAAGCCAUGAGCCUGGGAACAACUUCUCGCUCUCUCACGGUGGGGCUGAUGCUAGUAUUGUGCAUCAACAGGUCCUUGGGCGUCCCCACUUUCAGAAAGGAGAGAGUUGUUCGUCUCGAUCCCGAACUCGGCAACCGGCAACACGAAGAAAAUCAGAGCUUCCAGUAUGAUCACGAAGCCUUUCUGGGCAAAGAUGAUGCCAAAACUUUCGAUCAACUUAGCCCGCAGGAAAGCCAGGAACGGUUGGGAAAAAUUGUUGAUCGGAUCGAUGAUGAUAAAGAUGGUUUUAUCACAACAGAAGAACUGAAAAAUUGGAUUAAAAGAGUACAGAAACGUUACAUCUUUGAAAAUGUGGCUAAGGUCUGGAAGGAUUAUGAUCUCAAUAAAGACAAUAAAAUUUCAUGGGAAGAAUACAAACAAGCAUCAUAUGGCUACUACUUAGAGCAUUCCAAAGAGUUCCAAGAUGUCACAGAGCAACACAAUUUUAAGAAAAUGCUGCCCAGAGAUGAAAGAAGAUUCAAACAAGCUGAUCUGGAUGGUGAUUCAGAAGCAACUCGUGAGGAAUUCACUGCUUUCCUUCACCCGGAGGAGUUUGAGCAUAUGAAAGACAUUGUUGUUCUAGAAACACUGGAGGACAUAGACAAAAAUGAAGAUGGUUUUGUGGAUCAGGAUGAAUACAUUGCUGACAUGUUUGCACAUGAAGAUGGGGGACCUGAACCAGAUUGGGUGGUAACAGAACGUGAACAAUUUGCAGAUUUUCGAGAUCUAAACAAGGAUGGAAAAAUGGAUAAAGAAGAAAUUCGACACUGGAUUCUUCCAAAAGAUUAUGAUCAUGCACAAGCCGAAGCAAGGCAUUUAGUUUAUGAAUCAGAUGCAGAUAAGGAUCAGAAGUUAACCAAACAAGAGAUUCUAGAUAAUUGGAACAUGUUUGUUGGAAGUCAAGCUACAAAUUAUGGAGAAGAUCUCACAAAGAAUCAUGAUGAGCUAUAAUGUUUUUUGAAAAGCAAAUAUAUCAGAGACUUUUGUCUGAGUUGCCUGUAGAUGACCAGAAUAACAAUGGUCAUUAUGGCAAAUUAAUUUUGCACCAGUAUAUAUUUCUAACAAAAAAGCAAUUCUGUUAAUACCAUUGAAUGCCACAGAUGUCACUUCUUCUAAAUGCAUAUUUUAAUGAAUUCAUUGUAACUUGGGGAGCACAUUUUCCAUUUGUAGGUUGACAUACUUUCACUUCAAUCUUGUAACCUUGGAUUUAUCACUAAAAUCAGUGAGAUUUAACCUGUGAAACAGAGUAACAGAGUAAGAUAAACAGCCUCCAAUCUUACUACUUAACAUGUACAACAUCAUACUAUGUGUGGAGAGUUGAAUAAUUCAGUGCUCUUUCAUGGUAUAGUCCACAGGUGUCAAACUCUCUGCGUCACAUUACUGUCACAUGACUUUUUCCCAUCGUGGGUGUGGCCUGCACAUGACGCAUGUAUCCCGUGGGCCACCAGCUUGACACCCGGGUAUAAUGAAACCCCCCAUAUUUCAAAGAACAUGGAGUCUAUCAAUUGUUUUUGCGGUACAACUCAUUCCCAAUCCACGUGACCAAUGGUAGUCAAAAAGCUUGGCUUUCAUCCCUGCCAUGUAGGGAUUUCUUUUAUAUCAGAAUGUUUCAAAUGUUUUAUCUCAUGUAUAAUGAAGUGGUAGAAGCAUCAUGUAAGGUUACAUCACAUGAAGUAUACUAUCAUCAGAAUGCAUUGCUCAGGUUUUCAGUGAUAGGUCUCUACUCAGAACCAAGAUCUGAUCUUAGAAAGUUACACAACUCAUAAUGCCUAUGGAUGACAUGCAAGGGUCCAUACUUUUUCUCUGCUGCCAACUAGUGGUCAUCUAAAUUAUUGCAGACCAGAUAUGUCAUGUAGCAAAUGCAGCAUGUGAUUAAAACAGUUUUUAAAGAGUGACAUUGUUGGGGAAAUACUACUAAAUAUAUGGUUCAUACAACAUGAUGCUGUACCAUGGUGAAGAAAUUCUUUGGGAAUAGACAUAAUCAAACACCUUUGUCCUUGCAUAUUCUCCUCUGGCCCAUGCCAAGUUCUUCAUUUUCAGGCUUCAAUUCUCAGAAUUUUCGAACAAUCAUAAUGCUUGUUUGGGAUUUCUGGAAGCUGCAAGUAUAAUACAGCUGAAGAACAUUGGAUUGGGAAGAUAUUAAUCUUUGGAACCAAAGAAUAAUGGAAAAAUGCAACAAAAUUUAUGAACUUAAAAAAAUUCUUUAAAUUCUUAUGAGUUAAAUUCUUGAAGUUAUAUUUAGGAAUAGGAAUGAACAAAAAUUCCAACUACAGCAAUCUUGAAGCAUUUGAUAAAUUUUCAGGAUGCUUAUUUUAGUUACUCAAGUAACUAAAAUAGACCAAGGGUGCUGGGUUUAACUUGAAACACUAAUUAAUUAAUUAAAUCAAACCUUUGCCUAAGCAUAAUCAAUCAAUCAAUCAAAAAGGAUUUUAAUGGAGCUUGACUGUUCAGAGAUGUUUGUCUCGGUAAUAUCAUUAAAAUCCAAUUAUGACAAAUGCUACAAAAUGUUAUGGUAAUACUAUGUCAUAUAAUAUAAUUUAUCUUCUUAGUAUGAGAAAGUAUUAAUUGCUGGAAACAAUGAUUCAUUCCCGCAAUAUAGAAAUCCAUUUUGUGCGUUUCUCACCAGUUACAGUACUUCAGAUUUUUUUCUUCAUGAAUGGAUUUUUAUAUCUGCAGGUUCUCUGUGCACACUGUUGUGACAUAGAUCUUCCAUUAACUAAAUGCUUUUAUUAUGGUGAUGUCAUGACAUACCAAAGACAUCUCUUCAAUUCAGAGAAUGUUUUUAAGAAUUAGCAUGCAUGCAGUUUUGUUAUUAGGACUUACCAAAUUGCCUUAAUGGCUAACGCUCAUUGUCUUAAAGCCCCACAUGUGUCGGCCAUUUCCAAUUAGUAUUUCUCCUACAGCAGUGUUUCUCAACCUUGGCAACUUGAAGAUGUCUGGACUUCAACUCCCAGAAUUCCCCAGCCAGCAUCGGGAAUUCUGGGAGUUGGAAGUCCAGACAUCUUCAAGUUGCCAAGGUUGAGAAACACUGUCCUACAGGAUAGAGAAAAUACUGCACACACAGCUUUGUUUUUAUAUAAGGACUAUCUCCAUGCUUUUAUAUUAUACUCUAUAGACGCUGAGCUUAUUCUUACGGGCAUCACCAGUAAAUUCAUAAUGUUAUAAAGAGAGAGACAACUCACUGUGAUCACAGAUAAUAAGUAAACAACAGUUUAUUUGGAACUUUUGUCCUAUGUUUACUUACUUGAAACCCUGCCCCUCCCAAAUGUGUACAUGGAAUAAAGUUUCUGGCAAAUU
Messenger RNA from Thamnophis elegans (Western terrestrial garter snake), 3634 nucleotides. RefSeq names its product reticulocalbin 1 (gene RCN1). Gene Ontology annotation, cellular component: endoplasmic reticulum. Gene Ontology annotation, molecular function: calcium ion binding. The record is from RefSeq and is a predicted model, not a curated record. The transcript is spliced from 6 exons. Lineage: Eukaryota; Metazoa; Chordata; Lepidosauria; Squamata; Natricidae. The coding region runs from base 305 to 1288 and encodes 327 amino acids.